AGACCAGAUUGGGAAAAUUCCUGCAUGCAUGGAGGAUGAAAAUGAUGUCUGUACGGAAGUGGAUGGGUAUUCUGAUUCAGGAAGCUCUGCUGACUGUGGGAAUUCCAAGACUGCAGCUUAUCACGAUAUCCUGAUCCUUCUAUCUUCACUUGAUGUAGAAGCAAGACAUCAAGAUGAAUGUACAAAGGUUCACUCAAAGGGAGAAGAAGAGAAGAGGGGAGACAAAAAGCUGGAAAAUUUUUGCAAAGAUGUUACCAUAUCAGAAGAAGCAGUUGAAAAGAAGGAUAGUCCCACUCCUGUCUCCAAGGGAACUGAUAUUUUGUCCAGAGUUUCAGAAAUCUCACCUGCCCACCUUGAUUCCAUAAAUGCAGCUUCAAGGAAGCCUUCAAUACAUCCCAAUCUGCAUUGGGCUGAAAUGGCUGGUGUCAACAGCAGAAAUACUGCAUCUGAUGAAUCCAUAUUGAAACCAGAUGUCCUCCUGUGCUCUCAACCUCAGCAGGGAAUUCCUCUUCUUGGGCUUAAUUCUCUGAAUGAAUCUCCUAAGCAACCUUCAUUUCAGGAACUCCUUUCCCUCAUUGGGGCCUUGGAACAUGAUUCAUCCCAACAAAACAGUUGGGAACAGGAGAUGAAGCGGAAAGAGUCAGAGAUGCAAUCACUGAAGGAAAACUGGGAUGAGGAGAAGCAAAAGAGAGAGAAACUUGAAGUGGACCUUGCUCAUCUGAAAACAUGCCUCAGGAACCAAUUGCUAUUGAUUGAACAGCUGUCAAGAGAGAAGGAGCAAGUGAAAGCUGGAAGCCAAGAGUUGGCUAAUCAGCUGAAGGUCUUGCAAGAGAGGCAUGAAGAUGAACUUGAGAAAAUGAAGGAGAAUCACAAAGGAGAUAUUCAGCGUGUGCGUAGUCUCUAUUCAGUCAAGGAUCGGCUGAAUACAGAACAGUGGUUGGCAGCCAAGACAAAGGAGAUCAAGGAAAUGACUGUGAGAGGACUUGCUCCUGAGAUCCAGAGGCUCCUGUCUUCUCAGAAAGUUGAGGUGGAAGCCUUGAAGAAAUCCAUGGCUAGAGAAUGGGAAGACAGGGAGAAGGAACUGAAAAAGAGCAAGCUGAAGGAGCAAGAAGAGGCAUGUCAGCGGGAAAGAGAUGCUGCCCGCACCAGGUAUGAGAGGGAGCUGGAGAAGGAACUGGAGGUCCAUGAAAAAAGAAGAGUUCGUCUGAUGGAGCAAUUUGAGAGAGAAAAACAAGCUUGGGAAAAUGAGCUGAUGAGGAUGAUGAAGGAGGGAAGAGAAGCUCAUGAGCGAGAACGGAGGAGUUUUGAGGCAGAACUUGAGGAGUUGACAUCACGUUACAAUGAAAAGCUCCAGCACUUGAAGGAGUUUCACCAAGAAGAGAUGAGACAAAGAAUUGAAGAAUCAGUGAAUGUAGAGAAGGAGGCAUGGGAGAAGAAGUUGGAGAGACUAGAAGGGAAGUGGAUAUUUGAGAAGGAAAUGGAAAUAGAAGCAGUGAAGAGGAUGCAGAUGUCAGAAAGAGCCACUCUUCAGGAUCAGCUAGAAGCCAGCUUUCAACAGAAGCUUAUGGAUUUGGAGGAGGGUCAAAGGAAGGAGAGAGAGGAUUGGACAAAGAGGAUGGAAGAGAUGCAUUUGAUGCUGGAACAAGAGACAACUCGAUACUCUCACAUCCUGCAUGAUAAGGCCUCUCUCCAGGAACUCUUGGAAUCUCUCAAAACAGAUCUCCAGUCCUCAGCACAGAGACUUGCUGAGAGUGAGGAGGAGAAACGAAGACUGCAAGAAGAGACUGAGGAUAUCAUUGCAUCCAGAAUCAAGGAGAUAAUGAAGGAAAGGGAUGCAUGGAAAGAGGAAGCCUUGAGGAUUGCACAAGAAAAGCAAAUUCUCAUACAGAACCAUGAACGGGAACUUCAGAUUAUAGAUCUCAGGUCUUUUGUGCAGUCUCUUGAUCAGUGA
Messenger RNA from Darwinula stevensoni, 1951 nucleotides. The record is from the annotation of a GenBank genome assembly. Lineage: Eukaryota; Metazoa; Arthropoda; Ostracoda; Podocopida; Darwinulidae.